AUGACGACGCCAAUGUCAUUGUCAUACUAAUUAAAGGUGGUUAACGUAGCCAUUUAGAAGUCAAUAAGUCGAUACACCUGUCCAAGAAUGCGGACAAACUCGUUCACGGUCAUAGUUUCAGUUGCACCCUGCUAGGUAACCGUGGUACUCCUGCGUACGAUUCCUCACGAAAACCGAAGACGAUAUACAAACCAACAGCGUUGACCUAACGUUUAUCAAACCAGGAUGGGUAUCAUUAAAUCAAAACAGUUCCGUAAACUUCCUCAGGUUCUCCUAAUAGGUUUGGAUUCGGCCGGAAAAUCCACUUUGCUCUUCCGACAGCAACGAGGUGUAGUGAUGGAGACGUCGCCUACUGUGGGCUUUAAUGUCGCAACAGUGGAACUGGACAAGAAAACGUCCCUCACCGUAUGGGACGUGGGUGGACAAGAGACCAUGAGGUCCAAUUGGAAAUACUACCUGGAGGAAUGUAAGGUUCUCGUUUUCGUGGUGGACAGCAGUGACCGUGCCAGGAUGGGGGACGCUCAGAAAGCCCUUAAGAAGGUCCUGAACGAUGAGCACUUGAAAGGAGUUCCUCUGAUGGUGCUGGCCAACAAAAAGGACCUGACAAACUCCAUGACUAUCAGAGAAGUGUCCACAUUGUUGGAUCUGGACAGUUACAUGGAUCGGGUGUGGGAGAUCCAAGCUUGUAGCGCCCUGAAUGGACUGGGACUCCAGCAAGCCUUUAUUUCUAUAGCUAAACUAUUAAAAAAGUCAUGAGCUGUCAGAUGAAAGAAACAUGACUUAAACAUUUUUUUAUUUGGACAGUUUUUUCUAUGUGAUUGUAAACUAAGGGCAAGAGGUUUGAUCGUAGUCAUAUUAAAACUUGGGAGAACAUAUAUAGGCAAUAUGUUUAACUGCAAACUUGUGAUAAGUUUGAACUACUGGAAUGGCAGUUUUGUAUUUGCUUUACAUAUUGUAUCUAUUUAUAGCCCUUGAUGUUCUUGACUGUAAACAUGUACCGUGACCAUCUCUUUUAUAAGUUAAAGGAAUUAAAUGUGUUGCUUUGUGUUCCCAAUAGAGCAGACUUCAAUGUAGCAAUGCAAACUGAUGACAAAUGAAAACAAGGCACUUCUUUUUUGGACCUUUUAUUCUUGUUUAAAUAUGAUACAGUAGUUGAAUUAAAAUGAUAAAUCUUACAUUAAAGAGCAGCAAAACAUU
Triplophysa rosa is the source of this 1197-nucleotide messenger RNA. RefSeq names its product ADP-ribosylation factor-like 11 (gene arl11). The coding region runs from base 226 to 756 and encodes 176 amino acids. Gene Ontology annotation, cellular component: cytoplasm. Gene Ontology annotation, molecular function: GTPase activity; GTP binding. Lineage: Eukaryota; Metazoa; Chordata; Actinopteri; Cypriniformes; Nemacheilidae. The transcript has a single exon. Gene Ontology annotation, biological process: intracellular protein transport; vesicle-mediated transport. The record is from RefSeq and is a predicted model, not a curated record.